Molecule: messenger RNA, 1281 nt
Organism: Danaus chrysippus (African queen)
Lineage: Eukaryota; Metazoa; Arthropoda; Insecta; Lepidoptera; Nymphalidae
Source: the annotation of a GenBank genome assembly
AUGGUCGAGUCUAAGGAUGUGGAUACGGAUAGACUGAUGCGUGAAUUAGGUCAGACUGGACGGUAUCAUCUACGUGUUUAUGUGCUGGUAGCGUUAGCAGCUGUUCAAGUUGGAUUGCUGCACACUACUUACAUAUUCCUUGCUGGAGACGUCCCGUACAGAUCUAAAGAAAUGGAAAGCGGUGUGGGUUUAGACGUAGAUGCAUUGAUGCAGGAACUGGGUCAGUUCAAAAAGUUUCAUUUGUUGAACUAUGUGCUGUUAUCGCUAGUACCAUUUGCACUUAACCAUUACGGUGUUAACUAUGUCUUCUUAGCAGCUGAUGUUCAAUACAGAUGUCUAGUACCAGAAUGUGAAGCAGCAAAUACCACCGAAUACAAUCCAAUUUGGUUAGAAAAUGCUUUGCCACCGAAUGGUAGAGAAAGACGCUGCAAAGUGAAAGUUCCAUUGGAGGAUGGAUUCUGCCAACCUGAUCACUUCUCUGAUAAGUUACGAUCCUGUGAACAAUGGUUAUAUGAAACACAUGAUACGAUAGUUGCUGAGUUUAAUUUAGCAUGUCAAGAUUGGAAGCGAACCUUGGUGGGCACAAUUCAUAAUAUUGGUAUGCUCGUGUCUCUGCCUAUCUUCGGCUUUAUAUCAGACCGAUGGGGACGCAAGCGUGCCUUAAUAUUAAGUUCCUGUUUGUUAGCAAUUAUAGGCACUAUGAAAGCAUUUUCUAUCUCAUAUGAAAUGUACGUAAUAGUGGAAUUUCUCGAAACCGUCGCUGGCGCAAGCACCUUUCCUGCGGCCUAUGUCCUCACUAUAGAAUUGCUGGGACAAAAUAAACGCGUUUUGACGACAGCAUUUCUGGGUAUAAUGUUAGCCCUUGGAGGAAUAAGUUUUGCUAUGUUUGCAAAAACCUUUCCAUAUUGGAGAACUUUUAUCUUAGUGGUCUAUCCACCGUCUCUACUUUUUCUCUCGUAUAUAUACUUCUUACCGGAAAGCAUCAGAUGGCUUUUAUCAAAGGGACGUAAAGAAGAAGCAUUUAAAAUAGUAACGAAAGCUGCUAAAAUGAACAAUGUAACACUUUCCGAUGAAACUAUCCGACAAUUUACUGUUGAAGAAAAACAAACCAAAGACGUAAAAACAGAAACAAACGAAGAAGAGAAGCAAGGUUUAUGGGUGCAAGUUAUAAAAUCCCCCCAUUAUUAUGACUCGUUUGGCGAUUUGUUCAUGGUGGUGGAUAACGUGUACCUUUGUAUUUUAUGGUCUGGCAAUAAAUUCUGUAUCUCUGGCUGGAGAUAA